This is a messenger RNA of Strongyloides ratti, 1218 nucleotides long. RefSeq names its product CYTH-like domain and P-loop containing nucleoside triphosphate hydrolase domain-containing protein. The record is from RefSeq and is a predicted model, not a curated record. The coding region runs from base 1 to 1218 and encodes 405 amino acids. Gene Ontology annotation, biological process: photoreceptor cell maintenance. The transcript is spliced from 2 exons. Gene Ontology annotation, molecular function: phosphatidic acid binding; phosphatidylinositol binding; GTP binding. Lineage: Eukaryota; Metazoa; Nematoda; Chromadorea; Rhabditida; Strongyloididae.
AUGGCAAAUCCUGUAAUCAAAGAAAUGGAAAUACUAGAAAGUAAAAAACAUACCAAUCAAAUUUAUAAAGUUGUUUUAACUGGUGGACCAUGUGGUGGAAAAACCACAGGACAAGAACGUUUAGAAUCAUUUUUUACUUCAAUUGGAUGGAUAGUUUUAAAAGUACCUGAAGCAGCAACAACUUUAAUGAAAGGAGGAAUACGUUUUGGUGAUUUAACUAAAGAAGAACAAUAUGUUUUUCAAGAGGAACUUGUUAGGACACUCCUUCGUCUCGAAAGUGUUUACUUUCGUUUAGCGGAGUCAUUUGUUAAGAAAUCAAAUGUUUUAGUCAUAUGUGAUCGUGGAGCAAUGGAUCCUUCAGCAUAUAUGUCUAAAGAUGAAUGGGAAAUGUUAUGUAAAAAUAUUAAUGUUGAUACAUUUCAUUUACGUGAAACACGUUAUAAUCAAGUUGUUCAUAUGGUUACAGCUGCUGAUGGAGCAGAAAAAUUUUAUACAUUAUCAAAUAAUGUUGCUAGAAGUGAAAGUUUAAAAGAUGCAUUAAGACAGGAACAAUUAACAAGAAAAGCUUGGAUUGGACAUCCAUAUUUGGAUAUAAUUGACAAUGGUGAUUGUAAAAAUUUUGAGGAUAAAAUUUUAAAAAUGAUUCAAGCUGUUUGUAAGAAAUCUGGUGUAAAAACUGGUGAUAGAUUAGAUAAAAAUACUAGAAAACGUAAAUGGCUCGUUGCAUCAUGUGAUGAUAGUGGUUUUGAUGAAUUUGUACAAUUUGCAGUUUCUCAUACAUAUAUCAAAAUUGGAGUUGAUGAAGAAAAUGUUCAAGUGAGAUUAAGAAAACGUGGUAAUAAUAAUAAAGAUACAUAUACUUUAACAAAAAGUCAAAACAUAUCAGGAGAAAGAAUAGAAACAAUAUGGCAAAUUAGUCGUAAAGAAUAUGAUAACUUUUAUAGAUUGCGUGACACUAGUCGUUGUACUUUAUUUAAAAAUAGGAAAUGUUUUAAUUAUGGAAAUCAAUACUUUCAUCUUGAUAUUUUUGUUUCUCCACUUCCAUCAUCUUGUAUGGGAAAGAAUUUAAUGAUUCUUGAAACAUAUACAACUAAACCAAUUUUUACUGAUGAACCAGAAUUGCCAAAAUUCAUGAAAAUAGUUAAAGAAAUUACUGGAAACAAGGAAUUUUCCAUGUACAAUAUUUCAAAUAAAACUGCUAAACCUUUAAAUAUAUGA